UCUUUACUAAAAUUAUCCUGCCAUCUAACGCAAUAAUCAAUUACUAUUCGUUUGAUUUAUGCAAUAUGGCGACGGCUAGUAAACUUCGUUUACUUAAAGAUGUAUUAAAGGCACUUACUGAUGGACCAGGAUUUGAUAGAGUAGUUAGUACUUUGAAUGUAGUUUCCUCUGGAGGGGGUAAAUGUUUAUGUGAGAUGAAAGUGGAAGAGAAUCAUCAGAAUAGAGGCGGUACUCUUCACGGUGGAGUAACUGCAACUUUGGUGGAUGUGGUGUCUACAUUAAAUCUAAUUGGUGAGAAAGAAGUGGCUGGAGUCAGUGUUGACUUGAAUGUGACUUACUUGAAAGGGGCAAAAGCUGGAGAUGAGCUUCAGGUUGAGUCAAGCUUGCUGAGGGCAGGAAGAUCUAUGGCUUUCCUCUCAGUGGACAUUCGUAACAAGGAGACAGGACUCCUAAUAGCUCAGGGUCGUCACACCAAACACUUGGGAGCAGGCAUUAUUGAGAAAAGUAAUUCUUCAACUCCUCAAGGAUAACAAAAUUAUAGUAAUCCCAAAGUGGUUGUUGAUGCAAAAUGUACAUUAAGAUAUUCAGCAUAUUAGAUAUUCCCUUUAUAGACUGUAGUUUUUUUCCAGUUUAAAAACACAUUGUAUAAUAAUAAUAAUAAUGUCAUACUUGUGAAAGUGUUAAGGUUUUUCUCUGAAAAAUUAAUGUUAUGAUUUUGUAUUUACAACAGUACAUAUGCUAAAAAAUAAUCUAAACCAUUUAUAAGGAAUUGUGUUUUUAUGUUGUUUCAGUUGUUGGUAUAACUACUUUGAAAACAAUAAAGUGACACAUUUUGUCUGUUUUGUUUAAUUUUAAUUCUGACAGUUUGAGUAUUAAGUGACAUUCCCUAGGUAUUAGGGUUUAUUUUGCAAGAAACAAGCAUCAAAACAUGCUAAUUCACUUGUGGAUUUAAAUAAAAACAAUAAUACCAUAAUGUAAUGAAAGAUUAUACUGAGUUACUCAAAAUUUGGUUUUAAACAAAUGCAAGUCUCAGCUUGUUACAUGUUUACACACACACACACACAAAAGAGUGGUGAAAUCAACUCAACAGAGAGUGAUUGCCUAACUUUCUAAAAUGUAAAAUCAUUUAAAUACUGGUUUCUCAUUGGUUUUUUUGUUUAUAUAUUUGUAUUUUUAAGUGCAACAUCAUGUGAACAUUAAACUGGUAAAAUAAUUAGUUUCAACUAAUUAUUUUGUGUUGUGAGUAAUAUAAUAUAUGUUUUACUAAUAUUAUUCAAAAAUUAAAAUGAUUAUAGUUUUACCACUGCUUUGUAUGUGUAAUGAAUGGAAAAAGUGUGAAAUGUUUUUUCACAAAUAUUUUUGGUUCUUGAAAUAUCAUUAUAAGAAAUUGCACAAAUGUUCACAUAAUUUAUUAAAGUAUCUGCCCUUAAUAUUUGGGCUGAGUAUGGCCAAACUGUUAGCAUGCCUUGAAUGUGAAUGUGAGGAUUUAUGGCUUGCAUCCUGUUUUUGCAAAAAAAGUGUUUUACUCUUGGUGGCUAUGCUCCAUAAGACUGAUGGUGAAACUAAAUUAGUGUUGGGUAUCUCUUUUCAUAUUUAAGGAUAGCUGUGUACUCAUAGUCCAUAUAUACAAAGCAUGUUGAAUAAAGUGAUUUGAACACAAAUUAAUACAGUCAGAUUUUUAAACAUUCAUAUUGUAGUAUUAAGAACUUGUAUAAACAUAGUUUUGCUUAGAAAAUUAAAAAAGUUUCUUCUGAAA
This is a messenger RNA of Limulus polyphemus (Atlantic horseshoe crab), 1756 nucleotides long. Its product is annotated as acyl-coenzyme A thioesterase 13-like. Gene Ontology annotation, molecular function: fatty acyl-CoA hydrolase activity. The coding region runs from base 66 to 530 and encodes 154 amino acids. The record is from RefSeq and is a predicted model, not a curated record. NCBI's taxonomy places the organism in Eukaryota, Metazoa, Arthropoda, Merostomata, Xiphosura, Limulidae. The transcript is spliced from 3 exons.